Messenger RNA from Nothoprocta perdicaria, 944 nucleotides. It is a transcript of the gene MRPL19, whose product is annotated as mitochondrial ribosomal protein L19. The coding region runs from base 1 to 816 and encodes 271 amino acids. Gene Ontology annotation, cellular component: ribosome; mitochondrial large ribosomal subunit. The transcript is spliced from 6 exons. Gene Ontology annotation, biological process: translation. The record is from RefSeq and is a predicted model, not a curated record. Gene Ontology annotation, molecular function: structural constituent of ribosome. NCBI's taxonomy places the organism in Eukaryota, Metazoa, Chordata, Aves, Tinamiformes, Tinamidae.
AUGGCAGCGGCCUGCGCGAGGCUCCGGGAGCGGCCUGCGGCCUUGGCGUCCAGGUAUUUUUCUCUCUCGGGGUACCGAAGGAGCGGCGAUGCGGAGCCGGCCAAGUUCAAGCCGCCGCCGAAGCCGGUUAUCGUUGACAAGCAGCGGCAGGCGGCCGAGAGGAGAUUCUUAAGCCCUGAAUUUAUACCUCCCAGAGGGAGAACAAACCCUCUUAAGUUCRUUAUAGAAAGAAAGGACAUGAUACAGAGGCGAAAAGUCUUCAGCAUCCCGGAGUUCUAUGUUGGCAGCAUCCUGGCUGUUACUACCGCAGACCCCAACGCCAACGGCAAAACCAGCCGCUUUGUUGGCAUCUGCAUUCAAAGAGGAGGAAAGGGCCUCGGCGCCACUUUCGUGCUUCGCAAUGUCAUAGAAGACCAAGGUGUUGAAAUCUGUUAUGAACUGUACAAUCCACGGAUCCAGGAGAUAACGGUUCUGAAAUUAGAGAAGAGGCUGGAUGACAACCUCAUGUACCUGCGAGACGCCCUCCCGGAGUAUAGCACUUUUGAUGUGAACAUGAAACCUCAGAGUUAUUUAGACUCUGAAGAAGUUCCUGUAAACAAGCUACAAGUAAGAAUGAAACCCAAACCCUGGUCAAAACGAUGGGAAAGGCCAAAAUACCGAAUAAAAGGAAUAAAGUUUGAGCUGCCUGAAGAAAAAAUGAAAGAGGCACAGAAAUGGAACAAGCCCUGGCUGGAGUUCGAUAUGAUGCGUGAAUAUGAUACUUCAAAAAUAGAGGAAAAAAUCUGGAAAGAAGUGAAUGAAGAGCUUAAAAAAUAGUAUUUUUUUUUUCAACCUAGGAAUUACCAAGAAAAUUAAUACACUUCCUUUGAAUCCCAUGUCUGGGUCUUCAGCUGUUUUGUAUAUAUGUAGGCAAAAUGUACAAUAAAGUUAACCUUUCCAGAAAA